CCCACUCUCUCACCCACCCACUCAACCCUGUCUGCUCACUACCCCCACCCCAUUCGAGGUCUGCUCGGCUCUGGAGCGGCUGGACUCGAUGGGCGUCAUCCCGCAGGGCGAAGCUUGGUUCGUUCCUCUGAGGGCGGUGCUCACGCACAGAGCCAUCUGCUCCAAGUUCUGCGCCUUUGGGCAGGCAAGGCCUCUCUGCGUCUCUCUACACCUGGCCUACAACUUCAUCGCACAGGAGGGCUGGCCCGCUGAAUAUGGACUCAAUCACGCCGCAGUGAAAGUCACCGAACAGCCGCUCCUCAACCCAUCGGAUCCGAACUUUGAAGAGGAACUCAUAGACAUGGUCAUUGACGAGGUGGAGGUAGCACAAGAAGAACUAGGCACCUCUUCUGCCCUAUCGUCAACAUCAUCACAGUCUUCACCACCACGACCAUCAUCAUCGUCAUCUUAUGUGUCUGCGCAGGAUUCUACAGUCAUGAACGCUGAUGUCAAAGAGCUCGCCAAGAUCGUGGGAGAGCCUCCAAAGCAAUCUCUCCGUGGCACUCACAUUGAAACCUCCAAUCAGAUUCCCAACGUGGGGAUGUUGGCUGCAGUUUGUUGCUCCGCACUCUGCCUGGGUCUUCUCGUGCUGUGGAUACUGAGCUCCCGACGCCAGGUGAGGGUACAAAGCGUUGCAAACCGCCUGGGCUUGGUCCGAAUUCCACGUUUCAAGUCGGGGCUGGGCGAGUACACGCAACUCAACAAGGGGCAGGCCGACUGAGAGUCCCCGCACCUCCCACUCUAUCACGCCUACUGAAUACAACGCACUCACCCACUCAGUCACCCACUCACUCACAUUCUCGCCCAACCACUCACUCUUUCACCCACUUAUUCACUCAAUAAUUCGCACGCUCA
Molecule: messenger RNA, 894 nt
Organism: Petromyzon marinus (sea lamprey)
Lineage: Eukaryota; Metazoa; Chordata; Hyperoartia; Petromyzontiformes; Petromyzontidae
Source: RefSeq, a predicted model, not a curated record